This is a messenger RNA of Trypanosoma conorhini, 1527 nucleotides long. RefSeq names its product cytochrome P450-like protein. Bases 1 to 1527 code for a protein of 508 amino acids. Gene Ontology annotation, molecular function: heme binding; oxidoreductase activity, acting on paired donors, with incorporation or reduction of molecular oxygen; monooxygenase activity. Gene Ontology annotation, biological process: sterol metabolic process. NCBI's taxonomy places the organism in Eukaryota, Euglenozoa, Kinetoplastea, Trypanosomatida, Trypanosomatidae. The transcript has a single exon. The record is from RefSeq and is a predicted model, not a curated record.
AUGACCGUGAUCAACACCGUUCUGGGGGUACAGAUGCCGUAUCUGGCCGAGGUCGCCCUUCUUCUUUUCGUGACGUACGGACUGGCGUACCUUCUGACGAUGUUCUACUUUGCCAGUAAGCACAAAUUUUCUGUGCCGGGCCCAACCUUUGUGACCCCGCUCCUCGGUGGGUUGGGCAUGAUGAUAAAGGACCCCUUCACGUUUUGGGAGAAGCAGCGCUUCUACAGCCCGAAUGGGUACAGCUGGCAGGCAAUUCUCACCCAGUUUGUGCUUUUCGUCACUCGUGCUGACUUGUGCCACAAAAUAUUUUCCACCAACAGUGACAGUACGCUGACGCUUCAGCUGCAUCCCAACGGGAGGGUUAUUCUUGGAGACAACAACAUAGCCUUCCAAAGCGGCCCCCAGCACAAGGCACUUCGCGCGAGCUUCAUGAACCUCUUCACGACAAAGGCGCUUUCUUUGUAUCUUCCCAUUCAGGAACGCCUUAUUCGCGAGCACUUGGCAGAGUGGGUGAGGAAGUACCCCUUUGGAGGCAAACCUGAGGAAAUGCGGAACCACAUACGUGAAAUGAACUGCGAAACUUCCCAAACAGUCUUCCUUGGCGACCACCUUCGCAACCGUGAGGAGUUUACUUUUAAUUACAAUGUUAUAACGGUUGGAUUCCUUUCUCCCCCCAUCUACUUUCCCGGCACAGCCCUGUACAAGGCGGUUCACGCGCGGAAAAAGGUCGUGGAUGAGCUUAAGGCGGCUGUGGGUCGGAGCAAGGCUCGUAUGUCGCUCCCAGAUGCAGAGGCUCAUUGCUUGCUUGAUUUCUGGACGGCGACCAUACUGGAGACCGUGAAGGCCUGUGCGGAUGAAGGUGAAGAUCCACCGCCAUUUACGUCUGAUCACGCGAUGGCGGAUACAAUGUUGGAUUUUUUGUUUGCUUCACAGGAUGCAUCCACCGCAAGUCUCACUAUGAUCACGGCCACAAUGGCGGAUCGGCCCGAUGUUUUGGGACGCGUCCGUCAGGAGCAAGAGAGACUGUGUGCGGGGGACGAGCCUUUGACAUAUGAUCUGGUGCAGGAAAUGACUUUUACCCGGCAAUGCGUUCUGGAGCAACUCCGUCUGUUUCCUCCUGCGCCAAUGGUGCCUAUGAAGGCCCAUUCCGACUUUGUCAUUGACGAGCAUUACACGGUGCCCAAAGGCAGCCUGGUUAUCCCAUCCCUUGUGGGGGCCUGCCGCGAGGGCUUUACAAAGCCCGAUCAGUACGAUCCAGAUCGUAUGGGGCCGGAACGCCAAGAAGAUCGAAAAUUCGCCAAGCAAUUUAUCCCCUUCGGUGUUGGCCCGCAUCGAUGUGUUGGCUACAAUUACGCCAUUAACCACCUUACGGUUUAUCUGGCACUCAUUUCCCGGCUGAGCGAAUGGAAGCGUACACGCACUCCAAAAUCGGAUGAGGUGCUUUACCUUCCCACCCUCUACCCACAUGACUGUCUCUGCACCUGGAGGCACCGUGAGGGUCUGGAGAAGGUAAAACAAAAUGCUUAG